AUGUCUGGAUCUGGUGCUUCUGGUAACAAGUUCCGUAUGUCGUUGGCUUUGCCAACCGGUGCCAUCAUGAACUGUGCUGACAACUCUGGUGCUAGAAACUUAUACAUUUUAGCUGUCAAGGGUUUCGGUGCUCGUUUGAACAGAUUGCCAGCUGCUUCUGCUGGUGAUAUGGUCAUGGCCACUGUUAAGAAGGGUAAGCCAGAAUUGAGAAAGAAGGUUUGGCCUGCUAUUGUCAUUAGACAAUCCAAGCCAUGGAGAAGAAAGGAUGGUACUUUCUUGUACUUUGAAGACAAUGCUGGUGUCAUCGUUAACCCUAAGGGUGAAAUGAAGGGUUCUGCCAUCACUGGUCCAGUUGCUAAGGAAUGUGCUGACUUGUGGCCCAGAAUUGCUUCUAACUCUGGUGUUGUUGUCUAA
Molecule: messenger RNA, 414 nt
Organism: Lizanozyma spartinae
Lineage: Eukaryota; Fungi; Ascomycota; Pichiomycetes; Serinales; Debaryomycetaceae
Gene: RPL23A
Product: 60S ribosomal protein uL14
Exons: 1
Coding region: 1-414 (137 amino acids)
Biological process (GO): translation
Cellular component (GO): cytosolic large ribosomal subunit; ribosome
Molecular function (GO): large ribosomal subunit rRNA binding; structural constituent of ribosome
Source: RefSeq, a predicted model, not a curated record